Molecule: messenger RNA, 1561 nt
Organism: Entelurus aequoreus (snake pipefish)
Lineage: Eukaryota; Metazoa; Chordata; Actinopteri; Syngnathiformes; Syngnathidae
Gene: irx3a
Product: iroquois homeobox 3a
Exons: 3
Coding region: 39-1532 (497 amino acids)
Biological process (GO): cell development; neuron differentiation; regulation of transcription by RNA polymerase II
Cellular component (GO): nucleus
Molecular function (GO): DNA-binding transcription factor activity, RNA polymerase II-specific; RNA polymerase II cis-regulatory region sequence-specific DNA binding
Source: RefSeq, a predicted model, not a curated record
AUAAUCUAAAGCAAUCUGUAAAGACCUGACCUUAGUCCAUGCAGAUCAAUAGGCACGACGAAGAAGAGGAGAGCGGAUCAUUUCCACUGGAACUACAAACUCUUCCUCCUUUUUUUGACUUUUCCUACUCGCCCCCAUGCUUUGCACACUCUAACGCCAGGAGAGGAAGAAGAAAAAAAAAAAGUGGAUAUUCCUGCUUCUUCUCUCGCUUCGCUCGCCUCUUCUCGCUCUCCUGCCGCCCCGAAGCCGCCAUGCCGUUCUCGCAGCUGGGCUACCAGUAUAUCCGGCCCGUGUACCCUCCGGAGCGCCAGGGGAUGGCCGGCAACGCGCGGGCCGCCGCGGAGCUGAGUCCCUCGGGCGCGCUCUCCAACGUGCUGUCGUCCAUGUACGGAGCCCCGUUCGCCGCGCCCGCCCAGGGCUACGGAGCCUUCCUGCCCUACUCCAACGACAUUUCCAUUUUUAACCAGCUGGGUGCUCAGUACGAGCUGAAGGACGGUCCCGGGGUGCAGCACGCCGGCUUCGCGCACCACCACCCGGCGUUCUACCCGUACGGCCAGUACCAGUUCGGCGACCCCUCGCGGCCCAAGAACGCCACCCGGGAGAGCACCAGCACCCUGAAGGCCUGGCUCAGCGAGCACCGCAAGAACCCCUACCCCACCAAGGGCGAGAAGAUCAUGCUGGCCAUCAUCACCAAGAUGACCCUCACCCAGGUCUCCACCUGGUUCGCCAACGCCCGCCGGAGGCUGAAGAAGGAGAACAAGAUGACGUGGGCGCCGCGGAACCGCACCGACGAGGAGGGCAACGUCUACCCCAGCGACCACGAAGGCGAGGAGGAGGGCGACAAGCGGGAGGACGAGGAGGAGAUCGACCUGGAGAACAUCGACACGGAGAAUAUCGAGAGCGGCAAGGACGACAUGGACGACCUGCAUUCGGAACUCAAAUUGGACGCGAGGAGUGACUCGGAGGGUUCGGAGGGCUAUGAGGAUUUACCCGAGCAGAGGUUUCUUAAGGCGGUGCAGAGCAAGGAGCACCAUCAUCACCUCCUCCACCACCACCACCACCGCGGCUCCCCCUUGGAACUCAAAGCGGACAAACUCAACGCGGUGUCCGCCAGCUCACCGCCCUCGGAGAGCAACCAAGCCCCGGUGCAGAAACCCAAAAUCUGGUCCCUGGCGGAGACGGCCGCGGCCCCGGACAACCCUCGCAAGUCCCCGCAGAUGAGCGGCGGCAACCCCGCGGCCUCGGCGGCGGCUCUCGCGGCCCCGCACAGACUCUCGCUGUCGUCGUGUCCCGUGGGGAAGAUACAGACGUGGACGAGCCGGGCCUUCUCGGCGCACCACCUGGCCCUGCUCAACUCCAACCACCACUACCUGCAGGGACUCAGCCAGCAGGCGAGCGGCCUGGCCCUGUACGGAGGCGGCCGGACAGCAGAGGACAAGGCCGGUGCAGACUCGGCGGUCACAGAGAAACCAUACAGAGGCGCUGUCAUACUCCGAGUCAACAUAAAGAGGCGGGGGGCGUACAUGAGCUAGCAGGUGAUUGCCGCUUCCAUCUUUCUACA